Drosophila kikkawai is the source of this 553-nucleotide messenger RNA. NCBI's taxonomy places the organism in Eukaryota, Metazoa, Arthropoda, Insecta, Diptera, Drosophilidae. The record is from RefSeq and is a predicted model, not a curated record.
UUCGAAAGACCCGUCUCUUCAAAAUGAAGUUCCUACUGCUGUGUUCUGCGGCUCUGCUCCUGUUGGCCACUUCGGCCAUUACUAUACAAGCUGCAUUGGCGGAGGACCCUAUGAUACCAACUGCAUCUUCUGAAAACGCCUUUUCAACUAUUUACCAGAAACAGCUCGAAGAGGAUCCAAUCUCACACGAGGAUAAGAAACAGCUCGAGGACAAGUUAAAGCCUAAAAAGUCAGAACUAAGGAAGAAAAAUAUUGGAAAAAGAAAGCUCCAGGGAGAGCUCGCAAACGCUAAGGCAAGGCUUAAUAUCUUAGAAGACGAUAAGAAACCGCUCGAGGACAAAACGUCAGAACUAAAUAAGAAAAAUAUAGCCGCGGCCCGCGAACUAGAAGAGACCAAAAAGCAGCUCCAGGAGACGCAAUACAAGCUGGACAUGGAGAUAUCGCGGAAGGAGAAACGUAGGAAACCGAAACCAAAUCCAUACCCAUACCCAUACUCAUUCGAUCAAUACCAAUAAAAUGUGGAUAAUUUUGGGGAGUUGGCAACACCUUCAAA